Messenger RNA from Cyprinodon tularosa, 3325 nucleotides. It is a transcript of the gene dennd1a, whose product is annotated as DENN/MADD domain containing 1A. Gene Ontology annotation, cellular component: cytosol; clathrin-coated vesicle. Gene Ontology annotation, molecular function: phosphatidylinositol phosphate binding; guanyl-nucleotide exchange factor activity. The record is from RefSeq and is a predicted model, not a curated record. Bases 124 to 3027 code for a protein of 967 amino acids. The transcript is spliced from 23 exons. Lineage: Eukaryota; Metazoa; Chordata; Actinopteri; Cyprinodontiformes; Cyprinodontidae. Gene Ontology annotation, biological process: endocytosis; endocytic recycling.
UGCGCGAAGGAGCGUGACGUGCGCAUGGAAGUCCACUAUGGCAGUGUUGUUUAGCAGUGUUUGAGGGGCAGCUGGGCUCUGAAACCAUCUCCGACCGACGGGAUCCUCCGGCCGCCGCUAAAGAUGAGCUCCAGGAUCAAGGAGAGUCCUGAGUCGACCUUUGACGUUUAUCUGGAGGUAGCUAACCCAGGGAAGCAUAGCUCUGGACCGGAGGUGCAGCGGCAGUUCCCUGAAGACUACUCUGAUCAGGAAACUCUCCUCACUGUGCCAAAGUUCUGCUUCCCCUUCAGCAUGGACAGCCUGACAAUCAACCAUGUCGGACAGAACUUCACAUUCGUCUUGACGGACAUUGAGAGCAAACAAAGAUUUGGUUUCUGUCGGCUCUCCUCAGGAGCUCACACCUGCUACUGCAUUCUCAGCUACCUGCCCUGGUUUGAGGUUUUCUACAAGCUGCUGAACAUCCUGGCUGACUGCUCAGUCAAAGGCCAGGACAGCCAGUGGCAGGAGCUGCUGGUCUCACUACAUACGCUCCCCAUCCCCGAGCCUGGAGUCCCCGUCCACCUGGGCGAGCAUUCGUUCUUCACUGUGCCUGACAUCACGGAGCUCCCUAGCAUCCCUGAGAAUAGAAACCUAACAGAGUACUUUGUAGCAGUAGAUGUGAAUAACAUGCUUCACCUGUACGCUAGUAUGCUUUAUGAACGUCGAAUCCUCAUCUGCUGUAGCAAGCUGAGCACUCUGACCGCCUGCGUGCAUGGUUCUGCUGCCUUGUUGUACCCGAUGCACUGGCAGCAUGUUUACAUUCCUGUGCUUCCUCAGCAUCUGUUGGACUACUGCUGCGCCCCAAUGCCUUUCCUCAUAGGAGUUCAUUCCAGCCUGAUGGAGAAAGUUCAAGGGAUGGCUUUGGAUGAUGUGGUGCUCUUGAACGUUGACACCAACACCCUGGAAUCCCCCUAUGAUGACCUUCAAAGCCUUCCCAAUGACGUGGUUUCAUCCUUAAAGAGUCGUCUAAAGAAGGUUUCAACGACAACAGGUGACGGUGUGGCUCGAGCCUUCCUGAAGAGUCAGGCGUCUCUGUUUGGCAGCUACAGGAACGCCCUGCAGAUCGAAGUGGGGGAGCCAAUCACGUUCAGUGAGGAGACAUUCAUCAGCCAUCGAUCCAGUGCCAUGAGACAGUUUCUCCAGAAUGCCAUCCAGCUGCAGCUGUUCAAACAGUUUAUUGAUGGCCGCUUGGACCUGCUCAACUCAGGGGAGGGUUUCAAUGACAUCUUUGAGGAGGAGAUUAACAUGGGGGAGUACGCAGGCAGUGACCGGACCUACCACCAGUGGCUCCUCACUGUGAAGAAAGGGGGCGGAGCUAUUUUUCAGACCGUGAAGACCAAAGCCAACCCAGCCAUGAAGACCGUCUACAAGUUUGCAAAGGACCACGCCAAGAUGCGCAUCAAAGAGGUCAAAAGCCGGUUGAAACAGAAGGAGCAGGGGGAGAACGGCUUCGCCACCCCUGGGUCAGCAGGGAAUGAUGACGACAGCACCGCAGAGUUUGCUUUUCCCGCUGCCACGGUCCUGAGGGGUGGAGCUGAGCGAACAUGGGACGGCCACCGGCCAGUGACUGUGCACUUUGGACAGGCCCAGCCUCCAACACUACUGAAGAGGCCCAGCAGUAAUGUGAGUCUGGAGAGCAGCUGUGAGCACUCUGUCCGUCCCACUCGUCACUAUACCGUGUUUCUGUCUGAGGAUUCAUCUGGAGACGAGCUCCAAUAUGACGAAGAGUCCAUAUCUGGCUUCCCUGACAGCUUUCUUUUCUCUGCGCCUUUUGACUGGUCACCUCUGCCCCAGCCCUACCGCUCCCUAAAGGAGGUGGAGCUAAUGGAAGGAGAUGACUUUGGUGUGGGUGCAGAGAGCCAUACUGCACCUCCCAGCCCCGUCAAUGAAAGGUUCUCCAACCUCAACCUCCUGGGGGACAUUUUCAGAUGCCAGGAGGAACCAGACUGCCAACCUGCCCCGCUGGCUAAGAGUCUAGAAGACCUGCGGACACCUAAAGACCCUGAGGAGCUUCAGGCCAAGUUCAACUUCCAGAGGUUGGAUCUGAGCGUCAGUGAAAACUCCAGAACGCUUCCAGGGCUCAAACUCUCCAAUCCUUACAACAAGCUGGGUGCUUUAGGGAAGGACAGCCGAGUCCCGCCUGUCUGUCUCCGUCCUGCUCCAUCAGUCCAGCUGCCUGUGCACACCGAGUCCUGCUCCCCUCCCAGGGAAACCUCUGGCUCAGCCGUAGACUCUUUGGACCCGUCCGCCAUCGGGAACAUCACCAUUCCUCGUCCCCAAGGAAGGAAGACGCCAGAGCUAGGAGCGGUUCUGGCGCCCCCUGCUGUCCAGUCGCGAUCCAAAGCUGUGGGUUCCAGGGAAGGACGAGCUGCUCCAGGCAGGGAGGAGUUCAGGCAGGCCCUGAGUAUGAGCUCAGAGGGACAGCAGGCCCUGGAGGACAGCGCGGACCUGAUCAGGCUAUUGGACCCUCUGAACAGCUCGGCGCCGCCCUCCUCUGCUCCAGUAGACGGGUUAGAUAUGGAGUCAUCAUUGGCAGGAAGGCCCGCCCUCCCCCCGAGGCCCUACCACCAAGGCCCGCCUCCUUUCCCUCUUCAUCAUCCUCACGUCUCUCUGAACCCGUUCGCCCAGUCCGUCCAGCACUACUCGCCCUCGGUCUGCGGGAAUCCCUUCAGCGUGGCCUAUGGACCUCCCCCCGCCUCCUUCAUGCACACCUCCUUCUCUGCACUACCAGGGAUCCACAGACAGCUGUCCCCCUGCAGCUCCAGCCAGGGACAGGCUCAGACAGCAGCCGCCUCUCUGCCUCAGACCUCUGACAGCAGCCACGCCCUCUCCAGCCCGCUGGACGCCGCCAUGAAGCCGCUGCAGGCGCAGGGCCCCGCCAAUAAAGCCAAGGACCCUUUUGGGGACCUGCUGAGCAUGGCCACCCCUGUUCUACCACAGAAGAAGAAGGCAGAGGACCCCAGGAGGAAGUGGGAAACCUUUGACUGAUUGCGCUGCUGCACCAGGCUCCGCUGGGCUGCUGCUAAGCAACAAUCAACACUACGGCGUCCCAGUGAGGCUCCGCCUCUUUCUGGAUCCUGACUCAUCACAUGACUCACCUUAAGAAGCAGAUCCAGCAGAUCCUGGAUUUGAUUGGCUGAUUUAUCAGGAGCUUAUUAAGGUCUGAAUAAAAAAGAAAACUGCUGAGCUUUUCUUUAUCUGCAGAACAUCCUCCUCUUCCUCCUCCUCCUCUUCAUCCUGCUCCUCUUCAUCCCCCUCCUCUUCAUCCUGCUCCUCCUCCCCCUCA